This is a messenger RNA of Heterocephalus glaber (naked mole-rat), 862 nucleotides long. Lineage: Eukaryota; Metazoa; Chordata; Mammalia; Rodentia; Bathyergidae. The record is from RefSeq and is a predicted model, not a curated record.
UCUAGCCCCAGCACUGAAAUACUCACUGAAGAAUGUGAAAUUUUAGAGGGUGGCAAGACUUAAUGCAAAUGAACAUAGAGGAAAACUCGGCUGCACUGUGAUCCAACCAAUAGAAGCACAGCUCCAUCUUGGCUGUGCACUAGACUGCAUUACAAACAGACGAUACCAUCGCUUCAACAGCAUCCUUUCAGACCAGAGAUUCAAAAGAGCAACCCAAGACGUAGAAUCUCUCAGAAUGGCUUCCAGCCAAUGGAAUGAAACCACUACUUCUGUUUAUCAGUACCUUGGUUUUCAAGUACAAAAAAUUUACCCUUUUCAUGAUAACUGGAACACUGCCUGCUUUGUCAUCCUGCUUUUAUUUAUAUUCACCGUGGUAUCUUUGGUGGUACUAGCUUUCCUGUAUGAAGUGCUUGACUGCUGCUGCUGUGUAAAAAACAAAACUGUGAAAGACCUGAAAAGUGAACCUAACCCUCUUAGAAGUAUGAUGGACAACAUCAGAAAACGUGAUACUGAAGUGGUUUAGCCCGCUCUAGAACAGGAACAAAAUCUUUAAAAGCAGACUUCAGCCUCUUCUGAGAAAAAGGAAAAUUUCCUGAGGCCAACUGAUACUACAAAGCUGAUUCUGACUCCAAAUGAUUAAAAGAUUUCCAGUAGAAGAAAACACAAGUGAAAUACGCACUUUGUGUGGGUGUGUGUAUAUGUACCUUACAUUAAAUAUACAGUAAAACUUCAUAAAUGUGAAUUUACCAAUAUAUUUAAUGACACUUCAAAAACUGAAUAAAAUUCCUAGUUCUCAAUAUUGAGCAGCAAAAGGUAAACUGGAAAACAUAACCAAAGUUAUUAAUGCUAAAAUAAUGUAUAC